Acanthaster planci (crown-of-thorns starfish) is the source of this 5252-nucleotide messenger RNA. Its product is annotated as leucine-rich repeat-containing protein 45-like. Gene Ontology annotation, molecular function: protein binding. Gene Ontology annotation, cellular component: centrosome; plasma membrane. The record is from RefSeq and is a predicted model, not a curated record. Lineage: Eukaryota; Metazoa; Echinodermata; Asteroidea; Valvatida; Acanthasteridae.
GGGUAAAGGCAAGUUCCUAUGGAAAUUUUAUUCAAAAUGGUGGCAGAAUUGACCUUGACAAAUUCUUUGAGUUCAGAUGGUGUCAAGGCCAAGACUCGGGCUGCGUCAUUACAAAGCGAGGCCAAGGCCUACAAAAAUCAGCCUCAAGGCCGGCCUCAAGAAAUCCAGCACUUCACACAUGCACCCACACCCACCAUCUGCCCACACGUACAUGUACAUUACAUGCCUAAUGUGACUCGGUGAAAUUAAUCAUUAUUUUGAACCUGGCACGUGAUUUUCACUGACUUUUGCAAAAGGUUUUCCUGACUGGUCCUCCUCCCUUUACAAUGGAUAAAAAUCCCCAAAUGCCUCAAACUUCUUUUUCAGAGAAGAGCUAAAGUCCUGUGGACAUGGAAGCUGUGUUGGUACAUGUAGCACUCCGUGGACCAAGACUCAUCCAUGGAGGACUUCAGGACCAGCUACCUCCGUCUCUGCAAGGAAAAUAGUUUGGAGCCGCAGCAGAGCGUGCUGAGUCGCUUGAGUCACACUAAGCAGGGCCAGACUGCAGUUGGCAAGAGUCCCCGUGGGACGCCGUCGGCUAAGGUGGCCCAGGGGAGCCAUGGUGCUGUGCUGGAUUUGUCGACCACAUCACUGACGGUGCAGACAUGCUCCGUGCUAGGUGCUGCUCUGGCUAAGGAUUGCUUAGUUGGGGAACUGCGGUUGUCUGACUGUAUGAUUGGCGAUGAAGGCUUCAAGCUUCUUGGGCAUGGACUGUGUUCCAAUAUAGCCAUCAGGAACCUUGAUCUGAAGGGGAAUAACUUGAGAGGGGCAUCGGCAGAGGCACUCGGGAACCUACUCCAGCAAAACCAUUCCCUAAGAAGACUGUGCUUGGAAUGGAACUCCCUUGGCCUGGACAGCGAUCGCUUUGCCUUCCUAGCCGAAGGGCUAGCGGCCAACAACAGUCUUGAGAUGCUGGAUCUACGCAACAAUCAGCUCAGUCAUGAUGGUGUAUCAGAGCUCUCCAAGGCACUGCAUCGGAACUGUGUACUCAGGUCAUUAGAUUUACGGUGGAACAAUAUUGGGAUAGUCGGGGGCCGUUCUAUUCUUGCCAUGCUGCAGUACAACAAAACAGUGACGGAAUUGGAACUAGCCGGAAACAACAUCACUCAGGACAUCUUGAAAGCAAUAGAUGUUGCUAGGCAACACAAUGUGGACAGAGCCAGCUUGACCAAUGAGCACGAGACCAGACAGAGCAUCCUGGCCCGGGAAAUCAAACAACUUCGAACGGAGAAGAAACAGCAGGCAUCUGAUCUACUGCAUAGGAUCGACCAGCAGAACGAGUUCCAAAGCAGGACCCACCGAGACACGGCCUACAAGAUCCACCAACUACAAGAGGCACUGGCGGAGAGAAAGUCAGCCUUCAAUGCCCUCAAUGCAAAAUUGUCCAAGACAGAAGCAGAGUUGGUACUGGCUGAGCAGAGGUCACGUGACUUGAGUGACUUGCUUGAGGUUUCAAGGAGGGAGAACUCAGUGCUGGUUGCUGGGCACCAGAAAGAGAUGCAGAUACAACUUGGGGACAAAGCAUCCUCAGAGAGCAAACUUCUGCACGAGAUCGCCUCCCUGAAAGAUCGCAACCUCCACCUGGAGACGAAAGCCGAUGAGCUGGAUAAACGAGGCCAGCAUCAACAGGACCAAAUCUAUGAACUCAAGGAGGAGCUGGCUACAAGCCACGCCCAGACCAAGCUUCAGGCCACCCAGGCUGAAGAGCGUCUCCAAAAUGAGAAACAGCGUCUACGAGACCAGCAGCGAGACCUGGAGCACCGGCACACCACCGAGAUGCAGCACCAGCGGGAGGCGGCGGAGGAGAGCGAGCGGGCCUACCGGGACCGCAUCAGCAAGCUGGAGGAGCACCGGCGGAUCCUGGAGGAGGAGAUGAGCAAGGCCAAGAACCAGCAGCUGACGGAGAGGCUAGCCCUGGAGGAGCAGAUCCUCAGCACCAGGCAGAGGGUCAAAGAGGAAGAGCAUCAGCGCAUGAAACACCUGGAAGACAAGAUCCGCCUACUGGCCAAUGCCAAGGACGACAUCCAGCAGCACCACUCCCAACAGCUGCAGACCAUAGCCGAGCUGCAGGCCAAGAACAGCAACGCCGCCCUGGAGGUGGAGUCUCUCAAACGCAGACUGGAGGAAAUCAACCAGGAGCUGGCAGGCAAGAACAACGAGCUGCAGACAGAAGUCAACAAGGUCAAGCUGAGUUGCAGCAAGCAGCUGAGCAAGAUGGAAGCCCGGGUGCAAGACGCAGAGUCGCUGCGAGAACGCUGCUCGGCACUGGAAUUGCAGCUGGCAGAGCAAACGAGGCGGCACCGCACCGAGCUGAUGGACCGAGACAACGAGCUGGAAGGCACGAAGGAGAAGAUGCGAUCCCAGGAGAUGGAUUUCUGCCGGAUGCAAGAGGAGGAGGCACAGCGGGCAGGGAUGCUGCAAGCCGCCAUUUCGGGCUACCUGACGACUUCCAGAACACCACUUUCCACACCUCGAAAAUAAAAACAAAUUGCCUUGGUGACACUAGGUACAGUCAUUUUGUGUCAGAACCAGCGUUGCAUUCCAGUCCAUCACAAGUCGCAUCACAAAUCCUUUCACAAGGCCAGUCACAAGUAACAGGGUGAACAAUGAGAAAAGAAUGCUUUUGUCACAGUUCUUUAGAAUAGCUUGUGAAUUGGCUUCCGAGAGGAUGACUCGUGAUGGACUUACGGGAACUUGCAGGGAUUUGUGAUGGACUCGAAUACAACACUGAUCAGACUACGUGUUAGGGUUCAGCUUGAAAGAGACGAUGGGCUUCAUGAUGGCCACAAUUGUAGGCGAGUCAGUCACAAGCCCCAGACAGGUUAUAGGCCGAGUUAUGACUAGGUAAGCAUUUUGGCACAAUUCGUUUGAACAUCUUUUGACAAGAUGACUUCCAGAGGAUUGUGAUAAAACCUGAUCACAGCUCCAUGUGAGCACUAAGGUACUUAUUCCGGAAGUUGUGGGUUCUACUCAUGCAUGUUCAGUGAUAAUCAUCUUGCCGGGCAACCAUUUUGUUUAUGCAGAAGUCGUACAAUCCAGACCAAAUUUUCCUUACAACAGAAUUUUCCGUAUCAGCCCUGAGGUGAGGUACACCCUCACUGGUGAAAGAAAGACAGACUAGUACGAAGUUUUCCGACCGGGUUCUUGCACACAUUCAGCGGGCAUGCAAAGACCAUACAUUCCAGACCAAAUUUGUCACUUGGACUCAACGUGCCCGACAUCAAACGCGCAUAAACUUGCGCGCCUAUGCGGUGAGUUCGUACCAAAGGUCCGUCAGUUUCAUUUAAAACCACGCCCUCUUUGGUUCUUGCUCGUGGCAGAUAGAGUACCAAAGUGUGAUGCCAUUUUGAAACACAGAGCAUAGUGCAGAUUAAUAGAGUACGUGCACGUUUUGGUUCGCAUGCAGAUUCUCACACGAGUGCCUUUCACACAUGUUAUUGUGCAUGUGAUAUUCUCACUUCGGUUGUCUCUAAAAUGUGGUCCUGACAAUACCUCUGACAUGAUUCACACAAACCUACACAAUGCCAUGGCACCCUGCAUCAUGUGGACUUCUUUUUUAGCAGAGGUCCAUGCUAUAUGUGCUAGGCCUGCACACUUUGCUCUGGUAAUGAAAUAAAUUUUACGAAUUGUAUUUGUGGUAAAACUGCAAAAACUCCUAGUUAAAUUACCCAUGGGAACACCGACAUACAAGACCUUUUUAAGUUAUGAAUUUUUUUACUUAUGUACAUAAUCACUGAUCACAUUGUAAAUAUUCUUUCACCAUUAAAGUAAAAUUUUACUCCAACAAAAUAUAGUGUCAAAAAAUUUGGCCGAUUUUUCCCCAAAAGGCCCUGAUGCUUCCACCUGCAAAACAUGUUUACUAUAAAUGUGCAGAGCACUGAUUUGAAAUGGUUUACCCUACACAAUGAUAUCUAUCUUGAGACCAUUGUAUAGCUGAAAUUGAACUUCCAAGUAUUGUCUUUGUGUGCUUUUGAUAAGUUGGAAUCAGCUGCAGAGGUAUUCAUGGUGGUUUUCAUUUCCUUAUCUUAAAUAAUGCACAGGAAAUGUUCAGUCUCUAAGUGUCUUGUACUCCAAGAAAUUGUCUGCAGCCAUUGCAAUAAAAUGAAAUCAAUAAAUAAACUCAGGCCCAAUUUAGAACUUAAUGUGGAGCUUCCAAAACCUUGAAGAGUGACAUGAUUGGGCGUUGUUACGUUCAGUUCAGAUCUGAUUAAUUGCCAACAUUUAUAUGAUAGAAUUGGAUAGCAAGAUUGACUUGAAGUUCUUUUGAUGAUAGUUGUACAAUCCUUCCAUGCCUGUGUCAAUGAUGCAUUCUGACAUUGUUAUUCCUUCUUAGAGGUCUUAGUUACCAUCUUGAUGCUUGGGUUUUAUAUUUCAUAAACUGUCCUGGUUCAGUUAAGUCUACUUGGGGACUUUUAUCAAGAUGUAACUGCAUUACUCUUUUUAUGAUAUCAAACCUUCCUCGGAACAUUUGUUGCAAGGAUCGUUGGCCAUCACAUCUUUAAAAAAAAAGGACUAUUGAAUUAUUGUGCCUCUGCAUAUGUUUACAGGAUUUCUGUCAUUUUAAAUGUUCCAUUCUCUUUGUAUAUGGUAUAAGACUGUAUAAGGUAUAAGACUGUGGAAAAAGAAUUAUCUUUUAUAGGAUGAGUGUGCUUCACCCUUCGCUUUGUCACAGUUGACAAAACGUCCAUGUUUAUUUACUGUGAAUGUCAUGAAUUACAUGAGUACUAUUUUCAGUGUGCUGUGGUCUUAAGAGAUUACUUUUGAAUGGAAUUUGUAAGUCUUUCGAUGAGUCUCUGUUUAUCUCAUAUGUGUUGUCAGAUUAAAGAGAGGGCUUGCAGUAGCACCAUGGGGAUAGAUCUGUUUUGGAAGAGGUAUGGUUCUGAUAAGAACCGUUGAGUGUGUACUUGACGUUUUGCAAAAAAAAAAAAAAAUGAGACAAUGGAAAAAUUUCUGGCCGGACCCUCCCCACACCACCAGAUAUAUUCCCGGAUCCACCUCUGGUCACUAUUGUCCAUGACCCAGUGAGUUCCCCCUUGGUCUAUGUGUAGAUUGGGUUUUUGAGGCCCUACUUGAUUUAAUUGAAAUAUUUGUCCAAGGUUUUUCUCCCUCUAAAACCGAACAUCUCAUUGUUUCCUCUACAGAUUUCCCUAGGAUGGUGAGCAACAUUGUCUUUGGCACUUUUGAGAUUUGGGUUACCAGAAAUAAAUGAAUAA